Molecule: messenger RNA, 2083 nt
Organism: Leptopilina heterotoma
Lineage: Eukaryota; Metazoa; Arthropoda; Insecta; Hymenoptera; Figitidae
Exons: 3
Coding region: 138-1916 (592 amino acids)
Source: RefSeq, a predicted model, not a curated record
GAUUAACAACUAAAAUACAAUAGAGUUGAGGUUCUUUAAUUAUUAAUUAUUCUAUGUUGGAAAAGAAUAAACAAUAAAGAAAAUAAUUUUGUGAAUAUUUCCCUGAAUAUGGCUCUAGGUAAUAAAGGCUGUAAUGUAUGAUUCAAGAGUUGGCGUUCUAUAUGUUAAUUAUUUUAUGCUACAAUCAGAAGACUUAUUUUGUGAUUGUUGUGUUGGAUGGACGUAAUAAAAUAUACAAAAAUUUACAAAAAAGAGAAAAAAAUAUGAAUUCUUCAUUAAAGGGAAGAUUCUUCCCCAAUGAGUGCUACAUUUGUAAAUCAAGAAAAAAACUAGAAAGAUGUGAUUGCAAAACGAUCGCCUAUUGCUCCAAGGAACAUCGUUUACAACAUUUAUCAGUUCACGAGAGUUUCUGCAAAGCAAUUCAAGAAGUAAUAAAAGAAAAAGCAUUAUUGCGCUUUCAUAAAAAGUUACCUCCAAAAAUGGACAAUAAUGAUAUUUGGAAUGAUGCCUCAGGAGAUAAACUUGAUUUAGAAAAGAAAUUAGGAAGAAAUAUGACUCCAUUGGAACUUUCAAUGUGGAUUCGUCCCCGAGUUUGUUUCACUUGUAAUAGUUCAAAAGGUUAUUUACAUAGCUGUCCAGAUUGUCCAAUUGUAAGUUUUUGUAAAUCUCACAAAACUAACCAAGCUCAUACCCAACAUUGUAAAUUAAUGAACAGAUAUUUAAAAACCCUGUCAACAGCAGAGGAACUAAAUAUUGAUUUGCAAUUUUUACCACUAUGUUUUCCAUACACAACGGAGAGAUUUGAGUUUCUGGAUCCUCUCACGUAUACAGUGAAUGAUUAUCAUUACGAGUCAAAAUGCAACGAGUCAGCAUCGACGAAAGAAAAUUUAAUCGAUUUCAUUAAUAUUGCUUCAAAAUUGAAUGUUGCUUUAGAAAAGAUCUACGACAAAGUUCCAGAGAAGAUUGUCCUUCACAUCGAAGGAUUGCACCAUAAUCGUGCAAUUCUAAAGGAACAUUAUUGGGAAUUUCUUUUGCACGCGAAUCCAAAGAUAAAGAAUCUAAAAAUUGUCAUCACGAAGAAUAAUUUGUUAAAAUCGAGUUCGGAGAAUUAUUCCCUUUGUGAAAAAUGUGUUAAAACGGAGAGAAAAUUGUCUGUUGAAAAGUGUUCAUUAGACUACGAGGAUUAUUUGUUACAAGACAAUUAUCAAGUGCCCGAUGUUCUUUUCUAUUUUAAAUAUAUAAAUGAUUACAAUUUUAAAAGAUUUAACGAGUGGAUUAAAAUCGGUUGUUCCAUUAUUUUGCUAACUUUUAAAAAAAAUGAUUUCUUUCGAGAACCGUAUUUUCUUGCGUUUUUGCAUGGAAAUCUUGAAAUGAUUUUCAAUGGAGAAAUUAACACAGCUUUUAAUGAAAAACAGGAAUUUGAGACAGACAGUCAUUUUGUUAUUUUUCAGACAAAGAGAAUUAGAGAAAAAGAAAUAUCACCUGCUGACAAUUGCAACGAAAAUGAUGAAAAAUCAAGAAAAGAUGAUUCGAUAUUGAUUGAGGAUGAUGAAAGAUUAUGUGAAGAAAAAUUUGCCGAAAGUGAAAAAGAAAAUCAUACAUCUCUUUCACCGCUUUUAUUCUCUUCUACAAUUGAUUCGGAACUCAAAGAAGGAGAUGAAACUAUAGGGAAAAAUGAGAACAACGAUAACUCCAAAGUUGAUGAUGAAAAUGAUGAGAAAUUUCUUUCCACGAAGAACGAGUUUCUAUUAACAGAGAAUUCGUAUCUUAAAACCAAGAACAAAAGAUUGCAACAAGAAUUGAAUUCAUCUAUCGAGAAUGUGGCGAAAAAACAAAAAAGAAUUGUGGAACUUGAGGAAAUUUUCACUAAAGAAAUCGAGAAAAAUAAUUCGAUUAAAACUAUAUUACAAAAUUGAUAUUGAAGAUGGAUUCGUCGCGACACAGAUGGAAGAGAAAGUCUUAAUUUUAUUUUUAAAUGUUCCUGUCAUUUUGGAAAUUUUGAAAAUUUUCCUUUUAAAUUUUAAACUAUGUACAAUUACUAUUAUUAUGUAAUACUUAUUAUUUUUUUACCUGCUAAUAAUUA